Molecule: messenger RNA, 1299 nt
Organism: Salarias fasciatus (jewelled blenny)
Lineage: Eukaryota; Metazoa; Chordata; Actinopteri; Blenniiformes; Blenniidae
Product: zinc finger protein 771-like
Exons: 3
Coding region: 1-1299 (432 amino acids)
Biological process (GO): regulation of cytokine production; regulation of immune system process; negative regulation of transcription by RNA polymerase II
Cellular component (GO): nucleoplasm
Molecular function (GO): DNA-binding transcription repressor activity, RNA polymerase II-specific; RNA polymerase II cis-regulatory region sequence-specific DNA binding
Source: RefSeq, a predicted model, not a curated record
AUGACUCCAGUUCAGGUUCUCAGAGAGUUUAUCAAGCAGAGACUGACUGCUGCCGCUGGAGAAAUCUUCACCGUGUUUCAACAAAUUAUCGUCCAGUUCGAGGAGGAGAUUUACCGACAGAGCAAACUGCUGGAAACCUGCUCCAAGCCUCCAGUCCACUUCCACCCAGCAGAGAGUCCACAGCAGCAGGAACAUGAAGCUCCACACAGUAGAGAGGAUGAGGGUCUUGUUGGGAACGACCAUUUCCUGGACUCUGAGAGGGACUCGACCACCCAGAGACUGACUGCUGCCGCCGUGGAAAUCUGCACCCUGUUUGAACAAACCAUCGUCCAGUACCAGGAGAAGAUUGAGCGUCAGAACAGACUGCUGGAAGUCUGCCUGAAGCCUCAGAUCAAGCUCCCCAGAGCAGAGCUCCAGCAGCACCGUGACUGGAGAGAGGAGCAGCUGUUUCAACAGGAACCCAGCUGCAGUCUGGAACAGGGAGAACCAGAACCAGAACCUCCACACAACAAAGAGGUACAAGUACCAGAACCUCCUCAGAUUAAAGAGGAACCGGAAGAACCAGAAGCUCCACAAAUCAACAACGAACAACAAGAACCAGAACCUCCUCAGAUUAAAGAGGAACAUGAGGAAAGUGUCUGUAACAAACGUGAACUAUGUCCGGAGGCGGGAACAGUUAGUGGGGGGAGGACUGGGGAAGCAUGUGGCAGACAGGUCAGCCAUUCGCUGGACCAGAUGAGCACUCAGUCAGGUGAGAAGCCGUAUGCUUGUGAAAUAUGUGGGAGACGUUUCAUUCUGUGGCCUUUCUUAAGGAACCACAUAAGAACUCACACCGUGGUGAGGAGCUAUUCUUGUGCAACAUGUAACGAAAGUUUCAGUCGGCACAAUGCGCUGCUGGUCCACAUGAGAACUCACACAGGGGAGGAGCCCUUCUCCUUUGAAACAUAUUGUGAAAAUUUCAGUCAGCACAAUAAUUCCUCGGUGCAGAUUAUAACUCACGCGGACAAGGAGCUGUACUCCUGUGAAAGAUGUGGGAGGAGUUUCAGUCAUCCGUGUUAUUUAAGGUCUCACAUGAGAACCCACAUAGGGAAGAGUCUGUAUUCUUGUGGAACAUGUAACGAAAGCUUCAAGCGGCCCAAUGCCUUGUUCGUCCACAUGAGAACUCACUCGGGGGAGAAGCCGUAUUCUUGUGAAACGUGUGGGAGACGUUUCACUCAGCAGAGCCAGCUGCUGGUCCACAUGAGAACUCACUCAGGUGAGGAGCCAUAUUCUCAAGAAACGUGGGAGGAGUCUCAGUGA